Molecule: messenger RNA, 4280 nt
Organism: Eriocheir sinensis (Chinese mitten crab)
Lineage: Eukaryota; Metazoa; Arthropoda; Malacostraca; Decapoda; Varunidae
Product: indian hedgehog protein-like
Exons: 6
Coding region: 300-1403 (367 amino acids)
Biological process (GO): cell fate specification; cell-cell signaling; regulation of gene expression
Molecular function (GO): patched binding; calcium ion binding
Source: RefSeq, a predicted model, not a curated record
GCCCGCCCGUCACUCUCCUCCGCUAACUCUCACUCACUCACAAACUCACGCACACACGCACUUACGGACACACGCAUUCACUCUCUCAAUCAAACAGUCGGGGCUGUCGUGUCCCCUGGGGCUGACUGGCCUGUCCUCUACAACUGACCAGCUCAGGAAGAAGAAUAAAAAGAAGACAAAGUUUAGUUUUUAGUCUCCCACAUCUGCCGCCGAGAAGUCUGCUGUGAGUUUCCUGCGUUGUGUUGUCGAGCUGUGCUGUGACUGCCGACUGCUGCUGCUGCUGCUACGAAGGAGUGACCAUGACCCUGGGGGGAGGAUGCCGCCUGCUACUGGUGACCCUGGUCUUCUCUCAGGCUCUGGCGCUGCCCCACCACCAACAGGGCCUGAUCGAGGAUGGGGUGGAGGAAGGACAGGAUCUGGACGUGUUCCUGAGGCAGACUAGGAAGCACGCGCGUCCCAUGUUCUAUAUCAACUGUGGCUACCGAGACCUGUGUUACUGCUACAGCAAGAUCACCCGCCACCACUACUGCUGUUCCUGCGACGUGGGUGCCUGCUUCCCCGCCACCGCCCGCGCCGCCACGCCCUCAGGCACGCCCACGCCCAUGCACCACCUCAGAACCGGCAACGAAGUACUGGCGGUUGACAGCAAAGGGGCAAUCAUCACCACCCGCAUUCUUGGCUUCCUGGAUCGGAGGCCACGGGAGACAGCACUCUACCUCACACUACGCACCGCCGCUGGACACAACCUUACGCUGUCUCCCAAUCAUGUGUUAUUCCGCGCCACCCCCGCCUCGGCUUCUCCCGCAGCCCGCAACGCCUCCCAGCCCGCCAGCAGCGCCGUCAGCAGUGUGUUCGGCGCCGAAGUGAAUGUUGGGGAUGUCAUCUUCGCAGCCGGCAGCAACCAGACGGGCCUCGAACCCACGGAGGUGAUCGGGUUUGAGUACGAGGUCAUGCAAGGAGCCUACGUGCCACUGACGCAGGAGGGAACUCUUCUGGUGGAGGGCGUGUACGUAUCCUGCUAUGCCUCCUACAACCACGCCCUCGCCCACGACUUCCUGGCGCCGGCACGAGCCUUCCCCUCCCUGCUGCGUCUGCGUCCUGGACUCCUGGAACAAGCUGCGUCAACGGCGAAAAAGGCCGUCUCGAAGGCACUGUGGGGGAUUUUGGGUCGGGAGGAGGAGGAGCAGGAGGACAAGGAGGAGGAAGGGGAGGGGGAAGCGUACCUAGUGAGCGCCGUCAAGGAGAUUGGGCGUCUCUGGUACAGCUCUGAGCAGGCCGCCUCCUAUGUCCUGCAGGUUCGACCCACGGCACCCCCCAACAACCUCCUGCAGAAGCUGUGGCUGUCUGUGCCUCUCCCCCGCACAGCCUUCUCCUUCAUGGGUGUCCUCGCUAGGUCUUGGUAAUCCCUACGUGCUCCCCUUCCCUUUCCCUGACUGUCCCUUACCCCCAAACUCCCUUCCCUGGUCGUACAUCCUUAUCACCUAUGUAACUAAUUUUAUUUGCAUUUAUGUCCCCUCUUCCUCACACUCAAAAUCCUGUCCUAACUCCUGUAUCCUAGUUAUUUAAAACAGUUCACAUUAGCAUUCUAAAUAAGCCCCUGCCUAACAGAGUGUAUGCAAGACACGUCUCUUCUCCAACUCGGGCUGCAUGGGGUUGUUGAAUACUGAGAAAAGUUGAAUCCUAUUGGUGAUUGCUGGGCUGGCGUGGGCUGGGCUUAUUUACCAAAUUAUUUAAACAAAGUAUACUCUGGCACUUCUCAUUUCACGAACCCUACACCGUUACCCUUCAAACUCCCUCUUUCCUACCCUUAACCCAAUGAUCUUACCCCACCCCCACCCCUUACAUGCAUCCCCCACCUUGAAUAUAUACCCCACACCCAAACUCACACCCUUGAACUUAUACUUCCAAGCUUCCCACUCCCUAUCUCCCUCCCAUCGACCCCAAGACUCGCCCUCAUAAAAGAGCUUUGCAUAAUGCCAUGGCUGUUACUUGGGGGUCAUGAACGGAUACGAGUACAUACAUAGGAAAUGAUGAUGGAAGAGAGAGCAAACGUACGUGACCUUUUCAUUUAGAGAAAACGAGAUGUAAACGCACUCAAAGAAGGGGUCACUGAUGAGGAGGAAAGUAUUAGCAUAUAAUCAAUGUGGUGAGGCACUGAUAGAGAGUAGUUAAAACAGUACAUAUACAGUAUACGAGUUGUCUUCUCCUAUGAUGCCAAAAACGUUGAAGCAUGAUACCCUCUAGAGACAUAGUAGCCGAAAUGUUAAGGAAAUAGUAUCAUUAAAGAAGCACCCACCAGCCUACACAUACAGUCAGAACAUUGCUUUAUUUGAGGUAACUCGCAGACUCCUCACACCCAAGCCAAACAGCCGGUCACACUCACUACCCCUCCUUACACGAAUAAAACAGAUAUGAUUUAUUCAGGUUACUCGCAGACUCCUCACACUCGAGCUAUACAGCCACCCAUGCACACCUACAACCCUUCCAUACACAAAUAGAUCAGGCGUACACAUCUAAGGAAUACAUACAAAAACCUCAUUUAGACUUUUCUCCCCACGACACAAAAUGAGGAAAGAAAAGAACGAGGAUAUUAAAAAGUAAUACCAACAGUUCACCCUUAACAAUAUCACCCUCGCCGCCACCACCAGCCCCACAUUAUCCACGACACCAAAACCACCACCACCACCACCGCCGCUGCUACACAUUUUUUUAACUCCCACCGCCACUGCCACUAAAUACAGGACACACCCCAGCAACUCCAAACGCCUCAAAAUGGAGGGACUCAACCGACAGCGCCAUCAAUGAGUAGUGAAAGGAAUAUAGGUCAUGUAAAGGUCAGCUAAGAAGGUCGAAACGGGAGUAUGAAAACGACUAUACAAGAAAGGAAUAUGGGAAUGAUUAUACUACAGGUUAUGUUCGCCAUUCUAAUUGUAUCUCAUAUAUGAUAGGAAUAAAGGUCAUGUAAAGGUCAGUUAAGAAGGUCGAAGAGGAAGUAUGGAAAUGAUUAUACAAGAAAGGAUAUGGGAACGAUUAAAUUAUAGGGUACGUUCGCCAUUCCACACCCUUUGUUCUAAUUGUAUCUCAUAUGAAGGGGGAAACUGCCCUAGAAAAUGUCAGUCGUGAUGUAUGAAUGAACUUUUGUCAAAUUAUAGAAUGUUAACUGAUCUCCAUUUUGACAACAGUUCAUUUUCGUAGGUCAUAUAUUGUCAAAAUAAUGUUAACUCCUAUUGAUUUUGACAAGUUCAUUUUCGUAUUCCAGAUAGUCAAAAUAAUGUUAAUUAAUCUCCGUUUUUGACAACAGUUCAUUUUCGUAGGUCAAAUAUUGUCAAAAUAAUAUAUAACCAAUCUUUAUUUUGAAGAGCUCAUUUUCGUAGGUCAAAUAUUGUCAAAAUAAUAUGUUACCACUCUUUAUUAUGACAAGUUCAGAUCAGUUUUCCAGAGCAAAUUUUUUUUAUUAUAACAAGUUCAGAUCAGUUUCCCAGAGCAAGUUUUUUUAUUAUGACAAGUUCAGAUCAGUUUCCCAGAGCAAGUUUUUUUUAUUAUGACAAGUUCAGAUCAGUCUCCAGAGCAAGUUUUUUUAUUAUGACAAGUUCAGAUCAGUUUCCCAGAGCAAGUUUUUUUUUAUUAUAACAAGUUCAGAUCAGUUUCCCAGAGCAAGCUUUUUUUAUUAUGACAAGCUCAAAUCAGUUUCCCAGAGCAAGUUUUUUUAUUAUGACAAGUUCAGAUCAGUCUCCAGAGUAAGUUUUUUUUAUGACAAGUUCAGAUCAGUCUCCAGAGUAAGUUUUUUUAUGACAAGUUCAGAUCAGUCUCCAGAGUAAGUUUUUUUUAUGACAAGUUCAGAUCAGUCUCCAGAGCAAGUUUUUUUAUUAUGACAAGUUCAGAUCAGUUUCCCAAAGCAAGCUUUUUUUAUUAUGACAAGUUCAGAUCAGUCUCCAGAGCAAGUUUUUUUUAUAAUGACAAGUUCAGAUCAGUUUUCCAGAGCAAGUUUUUUUUAUAAUGACAAGUUCAGAUCAGUUUUCCAGAACAAGUUUUUUUUUUAUACCAAUACGAAGUGGAAUGAUGUGUAUGAAUCAGCGAACUUAAUACAAAGAAAGAAUAUGAAAACAACUAUACAGAUAAAUUCAGUGUCUACUACAACCGGAACCCCACGGACGACGCCCCUGUGUACGCUUGUUAUAUACUCCUGUCUAACCCGGGAAUGGUAUACCUCUUAGUUAUUAAUUAAUGGAUUAAAGGCAACUAUAAGCUUCACAUGCAAGACUUAAUGUGUGUUUCUUUAC